Cydia fagiglandana is the source of this 2753-nucleotide messenger RNA. Its product is annotated as zinc finger protein 433-like. The record is from RefSeq and is a predicted model, not a curated record. Gene Ontology annotation, cellular component: nucleus. The transcript is spliced from 15 exons. NCBI's taxonomy places the organism in Eukaryota, Metazoa, Arthropoda, Insecta, Lepidoptera, Tortricidae. Gene Ontology annotation, molecular function: zinc ion binding. Bases 118 to 2541 code for a protein of 807 amino acids.
UCAUUUCUUCGCUUCAUUUACUUGUUCAUUUAAUUGCAUUUAUUCUAUGAAACAAUGGCAAAAAGCGUACAAAUUAUAUCUGAACAAUAUUAAAUCUUGUUUGUGUAACGUGACAUCAUGGAUAUAACACAUAAUGCAGAUGACAAGUCGUCAAAUGAGGACGCUUUGUUAUGCUGCCGCGCUUGCCUGUCGACCGAUGGGCGAUUGUACAACAUGUAUGAAUACAAGCUUGCUGACGCGUUCGCUCACAUCACAGGGACUCCUGUAGUGAAAGACAGGAGGCCACAGCACCUGUGCGCGUACUGCGGCGCGCGGCUGCUGAAAUGCGCAACUUUCAGGGAAAUGUGUCUGGAGGCACAGCAAACGCUCACACUGGUGUUACUUAAGGAAAAGUUGGAUACACAAAAUAUUAGCAGAAUAAAGCCUCCAUCCACCCACCAUCUCACAAUUACCAACGUCGAAACCACAGACUAUAUAGACGCUCCAGCAGACGACAUCAAACAUGAACCUGACAUAGAUAAUAUAGACAUAGUAGACAUAGACGGUAUCAUAGGCAAGACUGACAUGAAAGAAGAAGUUGAAAAAACUGACGAUAAAAGACCAGUUAGGAAUAGGAAAAGAAAAAUUGGAACGAAGAAAAACCAAGCGAUUAAAAUUAAAAACAAUGAUGAACCCGAAGUCAGUCUUUCAGAUACUAAAAUUAAAAUGGAAAUCGAAAUUGAGCGGCUCAAUUAUGAUGAAUAUGAUGGAGUAGAAACUAAGAAAGAAGAUAUUGAAUCUGAUGAUAAUGAUGAUAUUGAUGAUGUUGAUAGUGAUAACGAUUUCUUAAUUGCUAAGACUCCAGUGAAAAGAAAAGCAGUUAAAAAGAGAGUGGCAUUAAAAAAAGAAGCAAAGAAAGAUACAAAGAGAGGGGGAGAAGUGAAAAGGAAAAGGAAGGAGGGUAAAAGGAAGUUCAGGGAUCCGGCCAACGACAACAUGCCUAUAUUCGAUUUUGCUAAAUUUGAGAACGCACAUGCAGUUAAAAUUGUAGUUUUAACUAAGGAAGAGCAAAUGGAAGAGAUAAACCUGCGGAAGAAAACUAGGAAUUUUUUGGAGUCCAAUUUUCGGUGUGACGACUGCGGGAGAGGGUUUGACGCGGACGCGGCCUACAACAACCAUCUGCUGCGGCACAGUCCUAGCGAGGGGCAAUACCCCUGUGAGAUAUGUGGCAUGCGCUUCAAGCUAAAAUGCAUGUGCCAGCGCCAUCAGGACGUGCACCGACUCAAGUUCAUAUGCAACGAGUGCAGCUACGUGUCCAGAGACAGGUACCAAGCGAGGCGGCACCACGCUAUGCACACGGGUAAGACGUACGAGUGCCAACACUGCGGGAAAGUUUUCAAUAAAAGUUCGACGUAUCUGUCGCACGUGCGGAUGGCGCACCCCGCGCUGAACGCCGCAUGCGACGUGUGCGGGGAGACGUUCGUGGGACAACUGGGACUGAAGCUGCACAAGAGCAGGGCGCAUGCUGAGUGGGACGGGUGUACAUCUCUCUCGGUCACACGCGUGGCGCACCCCGCGCUGAACGCCGCAUGCGACGUGUGCGGGGAGACGUUCGUGGGACAACUGGGACUGAAGCUGCACAAGAGCAGGGCGCAUGCUGAGUGGGACGGGUGUACAUCUCUCUCGGUCACACGCGUGGCGCACCCCGCGCUGAACGCCGCAUGCGACGUGUGCGGGGAGACGUUCGUGGGACAACUGGGACUGAAGCUGCACAAGAGCAGGGCGCAUGCUGAGAAACCGCAACAGUUUAAGUGCACGAGGUGCUCGGUAAACUUUAUCAGCUUAGAAGCACUGAACAGACACACGGACACGGCCGGCGAGCACGGAGCCCUGCGGCCGUGCGAGCAGUGCGGCGAGAACUGUGCGAGCGAGCAGGCGCUACAGGAACAUGUCAUAGAGAGACAUCCGAAACAAACCUAUAACUGUUCAGAGUGCGGCAUGUCGUUCCCGAGUGCAGCGGCGUGCGAGUUGCAUCACAAGCGGAAGCAUUUAGGGCAGCGCUACACCGGCACCAAGAUGGACCGCGCCAUGCGCAAGCGGUACGCUCAGAAGCCGCAGCCGAAAGGGGUGUUCGUGUGUGAGCAGUGUGGGCGAGUCGCGAAGAACGCGACCCUGCUGCGUUACCACCAGCGCAGCCAUCAGGAAGUGAAGCCGUUCGCUUGCAACAUCUGCCCGAAGAGCUUCCCCUUGAAAACGGCGCUAGAGGAGCAUAUCCGGUCGCACACGGGUGAGAAGCCUUACCAGUGUCCCGAGUGUCCGCUCGCCUUCAGCCUGAAGGGGAACUUCAACCGACACCACAAAACUGCGCACCAGGGGCUCCGCGCCAACGUCCCGUGCUCGAUCUGCGGGCGCGUGUUCUCAACUAAAGCGGUGUUGCGCACGCACGUCAACACCGUGCACCACGGCCAGCCGUGGCCCAAGAGGGACCGCACCAAGCGGCCUAAGAGCGGCCACACCACGCCCAGUAGCGACAUACUAGCGCUCGCUCAUACUAAGCAAUAGUUAUUUUAACCGAUUCGGGACUGAUGACACGCCUGCCAUGUCAUCAAUGUUUUUUACGUGUGGCGUAUGACACGGGAGGAGUGUCAUCAUAUUCUAUGGCGCAUGGCAUGGCUGCCGUGUCAUGAAAUGAUUGUUCCGCGCCACAGCCAAAAGUUUUCGAAAAUGGAACACGCAACGAAUCGGUUAACACAUUCCGACUACUACAUAACACA